CGAUCGAAGUUUUGUCUGAAAAAAAAUUUCUGUGUUUCAAAAAAAAGAUGGAAAGUGGUAGUCGUUUGGUGUUAUUAGAUUUUUUAUUAGUGAUCAUCUCUCUGUCGACUCAUUUAGUAGAUCUGUUAGUGAAUUGCUAUACUGUUUACAAACAAUUCUACAUGAGGAACUAUACAGUUAUGGCUCUGACUGCUCUAUUGGCAUUUAUUCCCGGUUUCAUCACGUCCAUAUUAAGUUGCUUUUGGCUUACUAAAGGUUCAUCUCAGUCAGUUAAACCCAAGUUGCCCACUAUAUUUCACGUUUUCAGAAUUCUGUCGAUUGUAUUUCUAAAUAGUCCAAUUUCUGGAUACAUCAACGUGCUCUACUAUUUGCUCAAGCGUUACCGAGCCCUGUUGAAAGGUGAGCUUGAAGCACUCCAGCGGAGUUGGGAAGUGAUGGCAGCUUGCAUGACGGAGGUAACUUUGCUACGCCUCUUUUUCGCAUUCCUCAACACUUCCCCGCAGUUCAUUUUGCAGCUAUACUUAGUUCAAGUGGAAACGAAAGCCAACUCGUCAGAAGGAUGGAUUGAAAUAGCUCUUGCCGUGAACUCGUUGAUCAGUGUCAGUAUUGCGGUCACCACAUACGAUCGAACUUUUCUGCAAAAUCAACCCGACAAGGAAGCUAUUCGAUUUCGUGCCACUGCCAUAUUAUUCUUAAUUCAUUUCUUUAGUCUAAGUUCUCGUCUAUUAGCCAUUGGCCUUUUUACUUCGCUCAGCAUCGAAUACGCUGCGUUAUUAUUGGGAAUUCACUGGACUGUCAUGGUAGCCUGGCUGAUGCUUCCCGUACUCAAGUCUUCGUUCCACAUUGAGAAAAUCCUUUCAAUUAUGGCAUUAGGUUUGGCAUUCAUCUUUGUCUUCAUUAAGAGCGAUGGCAGUCGAACGCGACGUAAAUACGCGUUCUAUUACACCAUCUCGCUAGUGGGUAAUACCUCAAUGAUGGUCAUGUGGCUUAAACACGGAAGCUACCCGAGUCUCUCAGAUAUUCCCAAUGUCAUGGGUUCAUGGAUAUACUAUCUCGGGUUAAGUUGCCAUUACGUUUUCUUUUUGACCGGUAUUGCCUUGCUAGCUUUAUAUCAUGCUGGGCGACUUCCCGAACAUGAGGGAGCUGUUUCAAUGGACAUUCGUUUGAACGAACGACUUUGA
Daphnia pulicaria is the source of this 1181-nucleotide messenger RNA. RefSeq names its product XK-related protein 6-like. Gene Ontology annotation, cellular component: plasma membrane. Gene Ontology annotation, biological process: engulfment of apoptotic cell; apoptotic process involved in development; phosphatidylserine exposure on apoptotic cell surface. The transcript is spliced from 5 exons. Bases 48 to 1181 code for a protein of 377 amino acids. The record is from RefSeq and is a predicted model, not a curated record. Lineage: Eukaryota; Metazoa; Arthropoda; Branchiopoda; Diplostraca; Daphniidae.